AUGGCAGCCCCUGCCCUCCUGUUGUUGGCCCUGGUGCUCCCAGAGAGAGCUUGACCGGGCCUGGGGCUGCCCGCCAGCUGUGUGCCCUGCUGCUACGCUGCCUGGCCCCCAGCCACUGAGCCUCACCCCUACGCCCACAGGAGUGAGGAGGACCCAUGGGCAGGGCUGCCAGUGCACCUGGCAGUCGACCUCGCCAUCCUCAAAGGCGAACAGGGCGAUGCUGGGCUCAGAGGCUGCUCGGGCAGAAGCAGGAAGGAGGGUCCACCUGUUCUGGGCCUGCAGGGUCUCAAGGGCCAGAAAGGGCAGGCAGGACCUCUGUGGGCCCUGUGCCCACACGCCCAUACGGCCUUCUCGGUGGAGCGUGCCAGGCUGCACAGCGUGGACAGCUUCCAGCCAGUGCCCUUUGACGUGCUGGUGACCCCAGACGGCGCCUUGGACCUGCCUCGGACCUCUGCCGCUGUGCCUGCGUCUCGGUGUGCACGCCCCAGGCCAGGGCCGUGCUGUACGGGCAGCCCGGCGGGCGAGCGCGGCGGCGUGCAGGCCGCCCUGAGAGCUGGCUUCACUGUCGCCCACAGGCACAAGCGUGUGCUGAUGUGA
Molecule: messenger RNA, 597 nt
Organism: Tupaia belangeri chinensis (Chinese tree shrew)
Lineage: Eukaryota; Metazoa; Chordata; Mammalia; Scandentia; Tupaiidae
Gene: C1QTNF8
Product: C1q and TNF related 8
Source: RefSeq, a predicted model, not a curated record